Molecule: messenger RNA, 5553 nt
Organism: Dromaius novaehollandiae (emu)
Lineage: Eukaryota; Metazoa; Chordata; Aves; Casuariiformes; Dromaiidae
Gene: ZBTB5
Product: zinc finger and BTB domain containing 5
Exons: 4
Coding region: 602-2629 (675 amino acids)
Biological process (GO): regulation of transcription by RNA polymerase II
Cellular component (GO): nucleus
Molecular function (GO): DNA-binding transcription repressor activity, RNA polymerase II-specific; protein binding
Source: RefSeq, a predicted model, not a curated record
UUGUGUCGGUGGGGGGCGGCGGCGGCCACUGCGCAUGCCCGGUCCUGGGCGCCGGCGGAGGGGAGGGCAGGGGGCUGCGCCGGGCGCCCGGCCCCUCCCGGGGGGGUCGCAGCCGUCCCGGCUUUGUCCCCUCUCGCUCCGGUGCAGCGGGGACCGCCUGCACCGUCCAGCGAGUCGGGGGCGCGGGAGGAUGCUGGCGGCUCCGAGCUGCUAAUGAUGCAAGGAUGAAGUGUAGAAGCAACCUUGAGUCUUAAGUGAUAGACUCGAAACUUGGAUGUUCCAGCUGAUCCUUCAGUACAAUGCCUUGAUCCUUCAGUCCAGUGCCUCUCAGAACGCUCAGGAAAGAGUGCAGAAGCAUUUAGUCUUUCUUCUCUCGCAGAUGUCUUAACUUGUGGCCCACCGACUGGAUCUGACUCAGCAGAAGAAUUCAUCUAGCAUCCAGUGAGGGGAUGUAUGUGUUUCAGUCAUAUGCUGGAGCCCGAGUCAUUUCAUAGGAGCAUGUUUGGGAUGUAUGGCCCACAAGUACUUCAGGAGAGUCUUUAUGGCCAACUGUUGCUGAAAGGCGAGGCAUCACUAUAGCAGAAAGGGAAAAACGGACUGAAUGAUCAUGGAUUUUCCAGGACACUUUGAGCAAAUCUUUCAGCAGCUGAACUACCAGAGGCUUCAUGGCCAACUUUGUGACUGUGUGAUUGUUGUGGGAAACAGGCAUUUCAAAGCCCAUCGUUCAGUUCUGGCAGCAUGUAGCACACAUUUCCGAGCUCUCUUUACUGUUGCAGAAGGAGAUCAAACUAUGAACAUGAUUCAGCUGGACAGUGAAGUGGUGACAGCAGAAGCUUUUGCUGCCCUGAUUGACAUGAUGUACACUUCCACAUUAAUGCUUGGAGAAAGCAAUGUUAUGGAUGUCUUGCUGGCUGCUUCUCACUUACAUUUGAACUCUGUUGUUAAAGCGUGUAAACACUACCUUACUACCAGGACACUGCCGAUGUCUCCACCUAGUGAUAGAGUUCAAGAGCAAAAUGCGCGCAUGCAAAGAUCUUUCAUGCUUCAGCAGCUUGGAUUAAGCAUCGUGAGCUCUGCGUUAAAUUCCACUCAGAGCACAGAGGAACAACCAAAUACUAUGAGCUCAUCAAUGAGAAGUAAUAUAGAGCAGCGCACUACUUUUCCUAUCCGGCGUCUCCACAAGCGUAAACAGUCUUCUGAAGAUCGGGCCAGACAGCGAAUCAGACCUACCAUAGAGGAGUCCGUUUCAGAUGUUACUCCAGAGAGUGGGCAGUCAGUAGUUCAUUCGCGGGAAGAUUUCUUUUCGCCAGACUCACUGAAGAUUGUGGACAAUUCUAAGGCUGAUGCUGUUACAGAUAAUCAGGAGGAUAAUACUAUUAUGUUUGAUCAGUCUUUCAGUGCUCAGGAAGAUGCUCAAGUGCCCAGCCAGUCUGACAACAGUGGAGCAAACAUUUCACAGAUGUCCAUGGCAUCCCAGGCAACACAGGUGGAAACCAGCUUUGACCAGGACACUACUUCUGAGAAGAACAACUUCCCAUGUGAGAAUCCAGAGGUCAGUCUGAAUGAAAAAGAACAUAUGAGGGUGGUGGUUAAAUCUGAGCCCUUGAGUUCCCCAGAGCCUCAAGAUGAAGUGAGUGAUGUCACUUCCCAAGCAGAAGGCAGUGAGUCUGUUGAAGUGGAAGGAGUAGUGAGUGCAGAGAAGAUAGAGCUGAGUCCUGAAAGCAGUGAUCGUAGCUUUUCAGAUCCUCAGUCCAGUACUGAUAGGGUGGGAGACAUCCAUAUUAUGGAAGUGUCAAAUAACCUGGAACACAAGUCCACUUUCAGUAUCUCCAAUUUUCUGAAUAAAAGCAGAGGUGGCAGCUUUGGUGCUAGUCAAAAUAAUGAUGACAACAUUCCAAAUACAACAAGUGACUGCAGAAUGGACAGUGAUGCCUCUUACCUAAUGAGUCCAGAAUCUGGGCCUGCAAGUGGUCAUUCAUCUGUGACAGUCUCUCAUGUAGAGAAUCCAUUCAGUGAGCCUGCGGACUCCCACUUUGUUAGACCAAUGCAGGAUGUAAUGGGUCUUCCCUGUGUACAGACUUCUGGAUACCGGGCUGCAGAACAGUUUGGUAUGGAUUUUCCAAGGUCGGGCUUGGGCCUGCAUUCUCUGUCAAGGGCAAUGAUGGGCUCUGUAAGAGGUGGAGCUAGUAGCUUUCCUGGCUACCGUCGCAUAGCCCCCAAAAUGCCUGUUGUGACCUCUGUCAGGAGCUCCCAGCUGCAAGAUAACUCGUCCAGUUCCCAGCUGAUAAUGAAUGGGACCACUUCUUUUGAAAACGGGCAUCCUUCGCAACCUGGUCCUCCACAGUUGACAAGGGCAUCUGCAGAUGUCCUCUCAAAAUGUAAGAAGGCCUUAUCUGAGCACAAUGUCUUGGUUGUAGAAGGUGCUCGCAAAUAUGCAUGUAAGAUCUGCUGUAAGACUUUUUUGACAUUAACAGACUGUAAGAAACACAUCCGUGUACACACAGGAGAAAAGCCUUAUGCCUGUUUAAAGUGUGGCAAACGGUUCAGCCAGUCCAGCCAUCUGUAUAAACAUUCCAAAACAACCUGCCUGAGGUGGCAGAGCAGUAAUCUACCUAGCACUUUGCUUUAAUCUUUUCCACCCCCUAGCCUGAAUGAGAAUGCCAGUACAAACUUUUAAGUCUCUGAAGUAUUUCAGGAACACUAACACUAUUUUGUUCAAGGCUGCAGGUUAAGAAGCUGCCCUGGUAGAUCAGUGAAUGUUUAAGUGUGAUUGUGCCACACACAUGAAAGGUUCUGUAAAUUGGGGAUAAUACCAUACCUACCUCACAGGGGUGUUGUGAGGCUUAGACAACUGUUAGUGAAGUGCUUUGAGAUCCUCGGAAGGUGGCAGUGUUUCUAUGUUAAGCAUUGUUAUUAUUACGUACAUGCAGGCCUUGGGCUCACAGGGAUAUAAUCCCUAAAACUAGGUAGUUCCUUUGCAGAGCAGAGGGGUGGGGGUUGAGUGAGAACGUAGUUGUCUCCUGAUUAUGUUUAAGUAGUACAUUUCAAGAAUGAGAAACUUAAGUGCAAAUUUCCUCUUUUUUUUUAAGGUAUUUUGUAAAAGUGAAAGCAUUUAAAUAAAUGACUUGUAAAAUAAGUUGAUGAAUUGUAUAUGAAAAAUAAUUCAAAGAGCUCUUUGUGUAUGAAAAAAUGCAAAUUGCAUAUCUUUAAAAGAAAAACAACUUUGGAUGCACCUGUCUGCCAUAAAAUGCUUUAAAACAUGUUAAUUAUAAAAAUAGUUUUAGAGUUUUGAAUGUAUGUUUGGCUGUUUUGUAGUAAAGAACACUAUGUAAUGAAGGUGCUUAAAUUAAAUGCAAGACAGUAACUUUUGGUCUGCCAGAUGUAGAUAUACUUCGAAUACAGCAAGAUCUGGGUGUUUCAACAAUUUUUUUCUGUAGAAACUUGUAUUAAGUGAUAAGUGAAGUACUGUUUCUUGUUUGUGCUAUUCUUAGCAGUAUUUUAAUCAACUUGUAUUUCAUAUGUUAAAAUUCCAUGUACACAGAAGUCUGAAAAGAGCUUGUCUUUGCCUGCUUUGUUAGUCUGAAUGAGAGAGAGAAUUUGUGAUGGCUUUUUCUACUGUGUAAGAUAGUGUCUUGCUGUUUCCAGAUGCUGAUCCAUGUUAUUGCAUCAGCAUACUAUCCUUUUCUGAUAUUCUUAUCUUCAGGCUUUAAUUUCCUUCUCCAUAUACUUACUUUCCUUUCCAACUAUGGAUUUUUUCUCAGAGCAAAGCAGUAAGGAAUGAUCCUCAUUUGCCAUAUUUAUUUAUGUUGCUGUAUAAUGUAGUUAUCAUAUCCAGGCCUUCAGUUUAAAGUAGUGUCAUAACAGUAUUUUUCCACAUAGAAGACUAGUAUAAAUUUAAUUUAAAAAAAUAGUACUGUACACCUUGUGAAGUAAUUUGUGAUCAUUAUUCUUCAAGUGAAUCACAUAAAUCUUGUUUUUAAUUUCCUCUUCUUUGAUACGACUGUAACUAAUACUGUUUGCAGUCUUUUUGUUUGUUUGUUUGUUUGUUUGUUUGUUUGUUAAAGGUGCACAUGAACUUUACUAGCUUUUGGCAUGUUGGGUUUCUAAAUAACAUUUGGGAGCACUUCUACUGAUAAAUCUUACUCUACUAUAUAAGAGAUGGGUCAGGAUUUCAGCAUGUCUGUUCUACUCAGGAGAGACAGAUAAUCAACAUUUCCUGUGUCUAAAUCACACAGCAAAUGCUUCUUUGGAAACUUUCUCCUCUUUAUCUGUAUAGCAAAUGUAUCCUGUGUGAUGUUGUUCACCAGUUUUGAGGACUUGUGCUAUCUGAUAGUUAGCCAUCUUCAACAUCUUGGAUUUACAUUUGCAUGAACUGAAAAUAAAAUCUUAAUCCACAGUCCUGUCAGUAAUUUAGCGGGAUGAACUAUCAAAACUGUUGAAGCACAAAAAACAUUCAUUGUCAGACCAAAGGAAACAUGGAACUCCUCCUACAUUUGGCUUUAUGUGAAACAGUAAAUGGCUAAUAAAGAAAUGCAUCUUCAUCUCUAAUUACACCUCUCCAUGUUGAAAAAAUAUCUAGUGUCUGUCAGUGCGUCAUUUGCAGCUUGCGCAUCCAAGGUAAAUGGAACAUGGAACUACAGUGAAUGACCUGAUUAAUUCCUUUAAAAUGUUAAAAUGUCAUUAUAGAAUUUAUCUAAUGGUCAUAUUUCUGCUUCUUGAUUUUUAAAGCAUUAGAAAGAUGUACUACAUUUAUAAAAAGAUUAGGAGAUGCCACAUUUUGUUUCAAAUCACUUUGAUAUCAGGGACUAACAGCAUUGAGCUAUACUAAAUGAUCUCACUGAAACAUCAGUAAAAUGCAGUAUUUCAUACUUCAGUAUCUUCUUGUUAGUGCAUUGCCUUAUUAGUAAGAUUGUCUUUUUUUAAAUCUUUCUUGCCUUUCUAAUGUUUUCUUUAAAAAAUAGUUUUGUUUCCAUUUUGUAUCUGUUUUCUAUAGCGCAUCUGAAAUCCCUGAAAUCCCAUCAUGCAAAGGAAUAAAGCAGAUAUGUGAGUAGGGAGACUAGAAUAAUUAAGAAUUAACAUGAGCAGAUGAAUUCAACAUAUUUAACUGCACUUUUGGAUCUGUUUUUAUAAUAAAAUUUUAAUGGUGUUGGGAAAUGUCAACUUGUAAGGAAGGGCUGCUUUUUUCUUUCUUUUUUUUUUUUUUUUAAAGGAAAAACUAAACCUGGAACAUCUUUGGAGGUAGCAAUUGUAAUUUUCCUUAUUCAUAAACUUCUGGAGAGGCAUCCUGCAAAUCCAGGCAUUUGUGUCUGGCAUUUUGCUCUCUUAGUCUUCCACUAUGAAGCAAUAUCUCUGAAUGGUAUCUCCACUCUAGCUAUCUUGUACUGUGAAAUAGGAAGUUUUUCAUCUCCAAGCUUGGUAGUUGUCAAAAAAUUAUCACUGCAAUUUUUGUUUGAAACUUAAGUUUCUGAACACUACAGUAAGAUCCCAUGUCAAGUUGUUAGUACAUUAGUAUUAUGAAACACAUCUGAAAAUAAAUGCUACAUUUUGUGCUGA